Messenger RNA from Colletotrichum spaethianum, 867 nucleotides. RefSeq names its product protein RTM1. The transcript is spliced from 2 exons. Gene Ontology annotation, cellular component: membrane. Lineage: Eukaryota; Fungi; Ascomycota; Sordariomycetes; Glomerellales; Glomerellaceae. The record is from RefSeq and is a predicted model, not a curated record. The coding region runs from base 1 to 867 and encodes 288 amino acids.
AUGCCGGACCUCGAAACCCAUAAUGGCAAGCUGCUAUGGUACUACAUCCCAAGCCUGCCAGGAGGAGUCAUAUUCGCUGUUGCUUUUGGACUCCUGACCAUCCUGCACACCGUUGCAAUGUUGAGACACAGAAUGUGGUUUUGUUUGCCAUUCGUCUUGGGUGGAAUUUCAUACAACGCGACCGACGACCUCAUCCUUUACAUCAUGCAGUCCGUUCUCUUGCUGCUAGCACCAAUACUUUUCGCCGCAACACUCUACAUGACUCUAAGUCGUGUCAUUAUUGCCGUCCAUGGCCAAGAGAGUUCCAUCAUCUCAACACGCUGGUUAACGCGUUUCUUCGUCUUCAGCGACUGUUUCAGCUUUCUAGUACAGGCUGGCGGUUCGGGAUUUCUCGUCAAGCCAAGUCGAGCACACAUCGGACAGGUCAUCGUCGUCACUGGUCUCAUGUUCCAAAUCGUCAUGUUCGGCGUAUUCAUCGUCUCAAUUCUGGGGUUUCACCUACGCUUCGCCCGGCACGUCGACAAUCACCGUGUUAGGCACGUUCCGUGGCAGAGUACGCUGACCAUGCUGUAUUUGACUUCUAUCGCGGUUAUGCUGAGGAAUGUGUAUCGCGUGGUUGAGUACGUCUUAGGACGGGAGAGUUAUCUCUCGGUAAACGAGUGGCCUACCUACAUCUUCGACGCCUUGCUCAUGCUUUUCACCAUGGCUGCUUUUUACUGGUGGUAUCCGAGCAAAGUGUGCCAAAAGGAGCAUUAUAGGGAUUCGGAAUCAGAGCUCAUGUGUCGAUCACGUCGUGCUGCAGCCAAGAAAGGCUUAUACAGCAACAUUCCAUCUUCUACACAGCUUGAAGGCGUUCACUAUACAUAA